Molecule: messenger RNA, 507 nt
Organism: Aureobasidium subglaciale EXF-2481
Lineage: Eukaryota; Fungi; Ascomycota; Dothideomycetes; Dothideales; Saccotheciaceae
Exons: 1
Coding region: 83-349 (88 amino acids)
Source: RefSeq, a predicted model, not a curated record
UAUACAUUCUCGCUAACGAACUCCUAGACCGACCUUGCUCUCCUUCAUCCUCGUCUUCUACGCCCUCAAAGUACAACUCCUCAUGCAAAUCAUCAUAAACCGCAUCGCCGUAAUCGCCGAACGAAGACCUGUAGCCACAAAGCUAAAGAUUGCAACUGCCGUCAUAAUCUCAUGCAUCAAUAUUGCUGUCUUUUGCAGCUUUAUACCAUCACAUAUGAUGCCUCCAGUCAAUCAGACUUUUGUCAAUAUCAAUAGGCAUUGGGAUAGGCUGUCGAAAGUGUUGAUUAUGCUACUUUAUGUAUGUUGUGAGGGCGAGGUUGGUCGAGUAUCAUGGUUUGAGGAAGUAUAAGCCAUUGGUUGGGUAUUAUACGAGAUUGGGUCUGGUGUCGGUAGCUAUGGAUGUAUGCUUGCCCUGUCAUGCCGUAUUGAGGACUCAUUCACUAAUAGCUGCAUAGGUCAUGCUUAUCGGACUCAUGUCCUUGAGAAACCAUACUCUGUUUGUGCAGU